Aptenodytes forsteri (emperor penguin) is the source of this 804-nucleotide messenger RNA. RefSeq names its product ADP ribosylation factor like GTPase 14 effector protein like (gene ARL14EPL). Lineage: Eukaryota; Metazoa; Chordata; Aves; Sphenisciformes; Spheniscidae. The record is from RefSeq and is a predicted model, not a curated record.
AUGAGUGAUCAUGCGGAAGAAAACUGCAAGAAAAGCAAUUCUGACCAGGAAAUGUCUGCAGAAGGAAAUGUCUCUUCUGCUAAGGACUGCUCAGUAACGCAAAAACAAUUGCAACAACUUGAGAAACAAUUAAAAUGCUUAGCCUUUCAAAAUCCACAAAAUCCAGGACCUCAGGUAGUUGACUUCAAUCCUGAAACUAGAGAGCAGAAAAAGAAAGCGCGCAUGUCACAGAUGAAGCAAGACUUUUUUUAUAAGCCCAAAAUUACAAAGAAGUACGACAAACAUGGCAGGCUGCUUUGUAAUAACAUGGAUUUGUGUGAUUGCCUGGAAAAGAACUGUCUGGGUUGCUUCUAUCCUUGCCCUAAAUGCAAUUCAAACAAAUGUGGACCAGAAUGUCGCUGCAAUAGGAAAUGGGUUUAUGAUGCAAUUGAGACUGAAGCUGGGAAUGUGAUCAGCGUGUUGCCAUUUUUUGUCCCUGACUGAUUUUGUUCUGAUAGUUUUUGUGCCUGAGCGAAGUUCUUUUUUCUUCACAUUUUAUUACGGUAAAUCUUGGCUUUAUGAAUUGUCUUUAGUGAAGUGCCUGGCAGUGGUGCUUGUGCUUCUUUACUGCUGCCUACCUAGCAGACUUUAACCUUCCCCAUUAAGUAAAAGUAUGUAUUUCAUUCUUCCUCAUCCUUGUGAGCUUUACUGAGGCAUCUAGUCAGUCCUCUCUAAAUCUUGACUUUCUAAAACGGAAGGUGUCUGGACUGCUGUGGGAAGACAAUUUUCUUACCCUGGGAAGCUGAACCACAUUACUUGUAAUGA